CGGCCGGUUGCGUCUGCUGUGGUCUCAGCUGAUGAUGCCCGCACACGCCAAUUUCUCUGGAGCUUCGAUCUGGGGAUCCCAGCCUGCUAUCGAUCCUAUCCGAAGGCAGGUAUUCCUUGCAACAGGAAACACCUACUCUCUUCCAGAGGAAUUUCAAGCUUGUCAGAACCAGACAGCGAAUAUCACUGUGAUCAAAGAGGGCCUUGCUCCGGAACCAUGUCUACCUCGAGACGUCCUCCAAGAAAGUAUCCUAGCGCUCGACUUGGACACAGGACGUGUUAAUUGGCAACGACAAUUGGGUCCACUUGAUGCGUGGAAUGCCGCUUGCACGGUGGGUCUACUUGGCCCAGGACUGCCAGGAGAGCAGGCAUCAUGUCCUUCGACUCCUGGCAUAGAUGCCGACUUUGGUAUGGCGCCAACAUUUGUGCUCGGCUCGGAACAUACUCCGUCCGAGUUGGAUAUCAUUGUGAUUGGACAGAAGAACGGGAACUUAUAUGCUCUUAAUGCUGCUACUGGCCAUAUCCUUUGGUUGACAUCGACUGGACCCGAUGGACUUGAAGGCGGGUUGAACUGGGGCAUUGCGGCUGAUGAUACGUCUGUUUAUUAUACGGCUAUCAACAUCAACCGGGUGAACUACACUUUACCGGCGGGGGAUGGGAAAACGGUCAUCUCAAACAGUGCGUUCGGGGCAGCGAGUCUGAAAGAUGGAAAGAUUCUCUGGCAAACGGCAUCUCCAAGGAACACGACGAGCAUUAUCGUGCCUUCCGUUGUUAAUGACCUUGUGCUUACUGGUAUUACGGGCAAUUGGAGUGCGACGAGCAUUUUUCCUGCGGGACCCGGGAGCCUUUUGUCUCUCGACAAGAAGACUGGGCGGAUUGUGAAAGAGGUGCAUCUCGACGCGUACUUUCAUGGUGGGAUGGCCAUCGUCCAUGACUAUGUUAUGUUUGGCUCUGGGUACGGAGGUCUUGAGCCACCAAACCCGGGUUCUUUCCAGACGUGGAAGUUGACAGCAGAUGACUAAGAAAGAGUAUCGAGUCUCUCAUAUUCAAUAAUUCUUGACAAUAUAAAUUACCUAGCGGGAAACGAAUGUUA
Molecule: messenger RNA, 1092 nt
Organism: Mollisia scopiformis
Lineage: Eukaryota; Fungi; Ascomycota; Leotiomycetes; Helotiales; Mollisiaceae
Product: Quino protein alcohol dehydrogenase-like protein
Exons: 1
Molecular function (GO): protein binding
Source: RefSeq, a predicted model, not a curated record